Messenger RNA from Vanderwaltozyma polyspora DSM 70294, 912 nucleotides. RefSeq lists its product as uncharacterized. Lineage: Eukaryota; Fungi; Ascomycota; Saccharomycetes; Saccharomycetales; Saccharomycetaceae. The transcript has a single exon. The coding region runs from base 1 to 912 and encodes 303 amino acids. The record is from RefSeq and is a predicted model, not a curated record. Gene Ontology annotation, biological process: flocculation.
AUGAAUAAAAUCCAGUUAAACUUUAUUAAGGUUUUUGUAUUUUUGACAUGUUUUGUCUUUUCAGAAGUGCAAGCGCAUUUUAAUAAAUGUACACCAACACUCCCUGUAGGUUGUGUUUAUGAUGGAUGGCAUCAUAUUGUUCGUUGUUCUACCACAAUCCCUCUGUGUAAACCAACUACUUCCAAAAACACCGUAGAAAAGGGAUACUGGACAAACACCUGUAACAAAUGGGUAUACAAGAGCCAAUUGUCUGUUUACUAUACCCAAACAGAAUGCGUAACUUCUUUACCAACUUCAGAACUUCCUACUUCUUUACUAACUUCAGAAAUUCCAACUUCAGAAAUUCCAACUUCAGAAAUUCCAACUUCAGAAAUUCCAACUUCAGAAAUUCCAACUUCAGAAAUUCCAACUAGUACUAUAGUUGAAAUUGAAGAGUCUACUUCCUCAUCUGAGUCUACAAUUUUCAGCACUUCAACUACUUAUUGGACAGGGUCAUAUGACACUACAUUUUUAACUAUCACUGAAGAAACAACCGGUACGGAUAAUGUGGUAACUUCAACUUUGAUUUACAUUGUUCAAACACCUAUCAGGGCUGUCACUUCUACUACAAGUCAGUAUUGGAGUGCUACUGUUUUCAGUACUAGUAUCUCUACUUAUACCUAUACUGGUACAGAUAACUUCGAAACCACUGAAACUAUUUAUCAAGUUUAUCUUCCAAUAUUUGUCACUACAAUUACUAUCACUACAGAUUUCCCGGAUGAAAGGUUUGGAAACGAUCCUGAUUUAAUCUACCCUACUUUCUCUUCAACAGUUCUUCGCGUUGUACCUUCAGAUAGUGCUCCAUACUUUUUGUACGUCGUUUAUGUUGCAGAAUCAGAAUGUGUAAAAUCAUGCGACGCGGUGAAAUCAUAG